Molecule: messenger RNA, 1923 nt
Organism: Cervus elaphus (red deer)
Lineage: Eukaryota; Metazoa; Chordata; Mammalia; Artiodactyla; Cervidae
Gene: SLC22A11
Product: solute carrier family 22 member 11
Biological process (GO): transmembrane transport
Cellular component (GO): membrane
Molecular function (GO): transmembrane transporter activity
Source: RefSeq, a predicted model, not a curated record
UCUGGCGAUCCUGCACCCCCGCCCGUGGUUCUGGGCAGCAGGCCAGGUGCUCUCCAGCUCCCUGAUUCCCAGGAGACCCGCCCAGGGGGCAGCACCCCUGUCCAUGGCGUUCACUGAGCUCUUGGAGCAGGCAGGGGGCGCGGGCCUCUUUCAGGCCCUCCAGAUCCUCACUUUCUUCCUCUUCUAGGUCUGGGUGCCAUUCCAGUUAGUUGUGGAGAACUUUUCAGCCGCCGUCCCAGGCCACCGCUGCUCGGCUCACCUGCUGGACAAUGGCUCCAAGGCUCCCGCCAACCUCAGCCCCGAGGCCCUCCUGCCCGUCUCCAUUCCGCUGGGCCCCAACCAUGGGGCCCCCAAGUGUCUCCGCUUCCGCCACCCACAGUGGCAGCUCCUGGACCCCAACGCCACGGCCGCCAACUGGAGCAAGGCCGACACAGAGCCAUGCAUGGACGGCUGGGUCUACAACCGCAGCGCCUUCACCUCCACCAUCGUGACUGAGGGGGACUUGGUGUGUGACCACCAGGGCCUGAAGCCCCUAGGCCAGUCCAUCUACAUGGCUGGGGCCAUGGUAGGAUGCAUCGUCUGCGGCUUCCUCUCCCACCGGUUUGGGCGGAAGCCAGUUCUGAGUUGGUGCUGCCUGCUGGUGGUCAUGGCCAGCAUCAGCAGCGUUGUUGCCCCCAGUUUCCCCGACUACUGUGGCCUCUGGUUUCUGAGCGCUGGGCUGUCUGGCAUCCUCCUGACCUCCGCGAUGCUCAGUGAGUCCCUUGAUCGCCAGCCACAGCCAUGGCAUGGGGAUGGGGUGCAGUGGGGAAGAGGGGGCCUGAGGGCCCAGCGCCCAGGGCCCUCACCCGCAUGUCCACACCGCCUUCCAGUGGUGGAGUGGACCAUGACCAGCAUGAGGGCCGUCACCAUGGCGAUCCUGGGGUCCACCUACAGCAUCGGCCAGAUGGCCGUGGGCGGCCUGGCCUUCGCCCUGCGGGACUGGCGAACCCUCCAGCUGGCCGGGUCGGUGCCUUUCUUUGUCAUCUUCCUGAUAUCCUGGUGGCUGCCAGAAUCCGCUUGAUGGCUGAUUAUCAUAGGCAAACCAGAUCAAGCGCUUCAGAAACUCAAAAAGGUGGCCAAGAUAAAUGGUCACAAGGAAGCCCAAAAGACACUGACCAUAGAGGUACUGAUGUCCAGCAUGCAGGAGGAGGUGGCCUCUGCGAAGUCCCGCCAGUCGGUGCUGGACCUGUUCCGCCUGCCUGGGCUCCGCUGGAGAACCUGCAACCUCUUUGUGGUGAAGUAUGCUGUCCUGUCUUCUUCCUCACCCAUCUCGUACUAUGGGAUAGUCCUCGACCUGCAGAACCUGGGGAGUGACAUCUUCCUCCUCCAGGUUCUUUUCGGAGCUGUGGACCUCCUGGCCCGGGCCAUCACCACCUUCCUGCUCAGGUUCUUCGGCCGCCGCACGACCUUGGCCAGCUCCCUGGCCGGGGCCGGCCUCGUCAUCUUGGUCAACAUGCUGGUCCCGCAAGACCUGCAGACCCUGCGUGUGGUCUUCGCUGUGCUGGGAAAGGCGUGUUUUGGCCUCAGCUUAACCUGCAUCAUGAUUUACAAGCCGGAACUCUUCCCAACUUCACUGCGGGAGAUAAUAGCAGAAGACUUCCUGCGCUCAGCAGCUCGGCUGGGGUCUGUGAUGGGCCCGCUGCUCAGGACGACCUGCCAGGUCCUGCCCCUGCUGCCCCCGCUCUCCUACGGCAUCCCCAUUGCGGCCGGCCUCAUCGUCCUCUUCCUCCUGAAGACCCGGGGCCUUCCACUCCCUGACACCAUCCAGUACCUGGAGAGACAGUGAGUGACCCUCUGCCACCCCGGGGGUCAUGCAGCUGGGCGGGGCUCAGAUGGGCGGCUGGUCCACCCCAGCCCGGGGACAGGAGGGUUCAAGGGUCGGGA